Molecule: messenger RNA, 9055 nt
Organism: Venturia canescens
Lineage: Eukaryota; Metazoa; Arthropoda; Insecta; Hymenoptera; Ichneumonidae
Gene: jp
Product: junctophilin
Exons: 11
Coding region: 1523-4378 (951 amino acids)
Cellular component (GO): junctional membrane complex; plasma membrane; endoplasmic reticulum membrane
Source: RefSeq, a predicted model, not a curated record
UGCCACCACCCUGACGCGUGUUUCCCGUACGAAAAAAAAGAGAGGAAAAAAAGGAAAAAUAUAAAAAAAAAGCGCACAAGUACGUAACGAACGACAAGUUUUUUUAAACGGGCGGUAAAGAAAAGUGAGAAAAUAGUACGAGAUUCACGUGUGUUGAGUAAUCGUUUGGUAUUUCGUGACGUAAAUGUUGAGAUAAAAAAAGUGUGCAACGUCCGGGGAGUCGUAAACAAAAGGAGAAAAAUAAAGCGGCUCGUAUAUCUAUACAUCGAGGGCAAAAAUCACGACGAAAUUAAAUCGAAUGAAUGCUUUUUUUUUAUACGAAAAUAAGAAUUUUGAAAUCAACUUACGGUUUAACGAGUGUUCGAUCCCAAGAAAGUACGGGAGUCGGUUUAAGCGAAUGCUUUUUUUCGUAAUUCACGCUUUUUUGGCAAAUGCCUGCACGAAGGCCCAGAUAAAAAGAGAGAAAAAAAGGGGGUCAGCCAUGAAAGAGUUCGAGUGACCGACUUAGCGACGAGAUUAUCAGGGGUAAAAAACGUCGAUUAUUUUUCUUAAUUGAUGAAAAAAUAUGCAUAUAUUUUUAUCGAUAGGAGAGCUUUUUUCUAUCGGGGUGACUGAAAAUUACACUUCGCAGCACAAUUUCUUACGCUGAUUAUAAAUUCGAUGAAAAUAUCGCGGUCGCGAUAAUUUUUAAGAAUUACCAUGUUUUUUAAUCUCGCUUUUCAAACGACUCCCCUUUUUCCGGGCUUUUGUUUAUGUCCAGACUAUUUUGCUACCCCUUUUCGACGGGGCUUUCGCGAGUGUGUACCGGCGAAAUAAAUCGAUGUGUUUACCUGGUGAAUCAAAUAGUGCUUUCGCGAGUUUUUACCUGGCUCAACUUCCACGUCCGUUCACCCCCAGUGAAUUAUUCGAUAAAACGAUUUUUUAAAACCAUCUUUUUUAUCCCUCUAAUCACAUUCGCCCGAUGAUACUUCCACGCACAGUGCUUUUUCCUUAAUUCCUCAAUUAUUCAAAUAAAAUUGAAUCAAUGUCAGGUUUUCGAUUCGAAUAAUAAUCCAUUCAUUAAAUCAAGUGAAUUCCAUUGCUUUUUGGAUGUAACGCAAUUAAGGGCUUCGCGAGGUCGCCUCAUCACACCUGGACACGUUUUUAUGGUAGCCGAAGAAAUGCGUGCAAGAAGGAGGUUGGAGUCGGUCCCAAAAAAAUUGGAUUAUUCGCAGGCCCCGUGACCGAAGAUCUCGUCACAGAGUUGGCCUCGUAGUGUCAGUGUGAGUGAGUGGAAAAAAGGGAUCGUUCCCCUGGGGUUGGGGCUUGGCUCGAAAAGUUGAAAAAGCCCGAAGAAAAUAAUGGCGAACUGUGGGGGCGUGGAGGGAAAAAGUUUGGAGGCGAGCAGUUGCUGACCCCGGUGGAAAAUGGAAUAAUAAAUAAAAAGCUUAAUCAACGAAAGUAAUAAAUAAAAGGUGGGGAAAAAUUGAAGUGACGAAAAUUUUGGAGUGGGCUAAAGGCCGAGGGGAAAAACAGUGGCGACAUGCAACAGCAGGGCCAGCAGAGCACGUCGAGUGCUCCGAACGGUAUAGCAGGUGGUGGCCAGACGACCAGUCCCGGACAACCGGGAGCUGCCACCGGAACUACCAACGCCACCGGCCCAAAUCGGCCUCAGGUUAACGGCGGCAGAUUCGACUUUGACGACGGUGGCACUUACUGCGGCGGCUGGGAGGACGGUAAAGCUCAUGGACACGGUGUGUGCACCGGGCCAAAGGGUCAGGGCGCAUAUUCCGGUAGCUGGCACUACGGAUUCGAGGUCUCCGGUGUUUACACGUGGCCCAGUGGCUCGGCUUACGAGGGACAAUGGCAAAAUGGAAAACGCCACGGUUUGGGUAUGGAGACGAGAGGGCGGUGGUUGUACCGGGGCGAAUGGACUCAGGGUUUUAAGGGUCGUUAUGGGGUGAGACAAUCGACGACCUCGACAGCGAGGUACGAAGGCACAUGGGCAAGCGGCCUGCAAGACGGUUACGGGUCCGAGACUUACGCCGACAGUGGCACUUACCAGGGGCAAUGGCUCCGAGGAAUGCGCCACGGCUACGGGGUGAGGGCCAGCGCACCCUUCGGUUUAGCAAGCCACUACAAACCGCCGAAACAAGCGGCAAUUCGUGCCUCAUUAACUUCCUUAAGGAGCGCCGACGGCGCACCGGCAGCCGCCCCGACACCGGAGCCAACCGAUCGACGAGAUCGUCGCGUCGACGACAGCCGGGGUGGGUUCGUACUCAAAGCCCGGAGCGAUGAUCCGCCUGCGAGGCGAAAAAGCCUCACUGAAAAAUCCCUCAAAAAAGGCAUUCUGUCGGGUCUCAAGAUACGAAAGCAAAGGAGCACCGGAGAUCUCGAGAAGCGUGGUACGGGCGGCAGUAUUAGGAGCAAUGCAAGCUCCGCUUCCUGGAUGUCGACCGAAAGCUCGCAGAGUCAAGCCUCGGCCUCGGUUCAUACGGACAGUAACGCCUCGUUCGUAAUUGAGGAUGAACAAAUGGACGCCUCGGUGACAGAGACGUACUUGGGUGAAUGGAAGAACGACAAGCGAACGGGCUUCGGAAUAUCGGAGCGUUCGGACGGUCUGCGUUACGAGGGUGAAUGGUUCAACAACCGUAAAUACGGUUACGGAGUAACGACGUUUCGGGACGGCAGCAAAGAGGAAGGAAAGUACAAGAACAACGUGUUGAUAACGAGCCAGAAGAAGAAGCACUUGUUUCUGAUAAGAUCGGCAAAGUUUCGGGAGAGGAUUGACGCUGCGGUGAGCGCAGCGCAGCGAGCGAGUAAAAUAGCGCUCCAGAAAGCGGACAUAGCGAUAUCGAGGACGGCGACGGCGCGAGGCAAGGCGGAGUUGGCGGAUAUGUCGGCGGAGCAUGCACGAGCGGAUUCGGAGCUCGCGCAGCAGACGGCGCGUCAGUUCGCCCCGGAUUUCCGGCAGCCGGGUUUGGAGAGGCUGCGCAACCGGGAAAUCCCAAAAUACGUUCCACCGCCGCAAGACACUUCGCCUGGCAAGAGUAUUUUACAAAAGGGUGGCAUUGCCGAGCAGCCGGCAGCUUCCAGCCCCUUGAAAUCCGGCAACAAUGCUGAGCCCAUGGGCCCGUCGCAAACGAUCGCACAAUCGAUCAAUCAGUCCUUGAGACGGGCCAGCAUGAAACCCGCACAAAAUCAAACGCCGACGAGCAACCAGAACUCCAACGCCGCUCAGCAGAGCCAGAUGGCCAAUCAGACCAUCAACCAGAAUCCCCUUUCCAGCCAACUCUCACCGGCCGAAAUGAACCAGAAUCCUUACGGACAAAAUCCCUAUCAGAAUCAACAACAGUCGCAACCCAAUCAGUUUGGCAACAGCUUGCCUGGACAAUACGCCCAGAUGGGAUGGCUCCCGGGCGCGGCACCGGGCCCGUACGCUCCUGCCGGAGGCCCCAACCAGUUCGUAGUUCAAGGCGGCCAGUACGCCCAAUUUCAAACGCCCAACAACCAGCAACCCGCGCAACAACAACCGCAGGACCAUUAUCCUGGUUACCAGCAAAAUUCGAGCCCUCAGGGAUUCCAGAAUCAGUACCCAGCGGCGUACUCCAGUCAGCAGAUGUUGUUUCCAAUGACACCGACAAUGUACGGUCCAAUGACCAUGGCCCAAAUGAAUCAAUUCGGAACCCAGCUUUACGGUGCCCCAGUCGUACCGAAUCAGUAUGGGAGCGGACCGAAUCAAUACAAUCAACAAUCCGUCUACGGCCAAACCCCCAUUCAACCACAACAGCAGCAACAAUCGAUCUAUCAAAAUGACUCGAACACGACGACGAACAUCGAUGGCCAAAGGCCACCGAGCUCAACGAGUAUACGAAGAAACUCACGGAUCCUCAACCCUCAGGAUCGUCCCUCUGCCGGUGGAGCUGCCAAUCAGUCUCUGAACGACAGGCUGGACCACUACAAAAGGCCACCGAGUCGAGACAGCUCGGUGGAUCGUUACGCUCGCGCUCACUCACGGUUAAUUGGCUCGAGACAACCGUCCGUUGAUAAAAGCAUACCGACCAAUCAAGACCCCAACGAAAGAUCGAUAAGGGGCCCGAGUCUGGUGAGGUCAGGAACACCGCUGAACGGUUCGGUCGUUGGCAGUGGAGCUGCAACCCCAACGUACAUGCCUCCAACAUCGAGCCAAUUCGAAGGGGCGCUCCUGAAGAACCGCAACCUCGGACAAGACAUUUUGCCGAGUCCUGGCCAGCCGAAGAGAACGGAGAGUCUUUAUGUGCCACCGGGACGAGGCUCGGUCGCGGCCUCGGGUGGCGCAGGCAUUGGGAUCCCCAAGGACACGAGCCGGACGGUCCCCGCCUGCUUCGAAGCGACAUCGAAGGCCCCCGCUACCCUAUGAGAGUAUAAGUACAUUUUCAAAAACUUCAUUAAACCGUCAAAAAGAGAAAACGAGGAAAAAUGAGCGCCAGGCUUUGAGCAUCGUCGCGAAACAGUGAGCGAGCACAGUUGGCGACGAUUUCAUUAUUUUUUUAUCGUUUCAUUGUUGACAGAAAAAAAUGACCAAGAGAAACGAGCGUUUUUGAAACUUUUUGCUCUUUAAGAAUAUUUUUCUUAAACCGUUUUUGGUCUUUUUCAAAUGGAAAAAAAAAAAAAACAAAAACAAAAAAAAACCCCACUUCGAGGCGGCUUUUCAACGAAAUUCAUUUAGCUUCGAUUACCGCUGAAUUACGGGAAAGCAAUUUUCCCCGAAAAAAGAUUUUGCCAAACGAGCUUGGACCCCGAUUAUUCGUUUGAGUGAUAAAUAAAAAAUUCAACCGAUUUCCGUGCAUUUUGGAAAGCCAGGAAAUCCAUUGCGUCCUGAAAAUCAAUCGGAAUUCAGGGAUUUCGAGUGUAAACGAAAAAUAGCGAAGAAUUACGGAAUUAUUCGUACUUUCAGUUCCUACGAAGCAAGAAAUACGAAAUUACGAAAAAAAAAUAUAUAUCUGAAGAAAAUAGAAAAAAAUGUGUACCUGGUAGACGUGUGUCGUUGUUUUUAGCUGUCGCAGACGACACGCGUGCUUGUCGAGUGAUAAUUGCUCGCUAUUCUUCACCAAUUUUGGUGGGGAGAACGAACAAAAAUUUUAUCGAUUUUCUGUUCAAUGGCAACUCGGGAAGGCUUUUUUCUCGGACACGCUAACAGUGCCUGUCCUAAAAAAAAAUAAAAAAUAAUGGAAAAUAUUUUUUCUAGCGAGAACGAGACCGUCCUAAAAAUAAUGAUUUAUGGAGACGAUAUUGAGAUAUUGAAUUGUCGUAUUCGUGGAUAAAAACGAAUGAGCUAAUCUCGUCCGGGACCAAAAAAGCCUCCUCGACCUUCCACUCCAAUGCGACGAAUCUCCACAUUUUUCUUUCGAAUACGAAAAUAACAGGAAAUGUUGAUUAAUCCGUUUGUUCUUUCGUUUCGCGAUCGGUGAACAGUGAGGAUUGUUUAAUCGCUGGAGACGCACGCGUUCGAUAUUUGCAUAUAAUGUUCGAUGUUACUGUUAAACGAAAAAAGUAGCUUAAAUAACAUUGAACCAUUCGUUCGCUCGUUCGACAUCACGAGAGAAAUACGAAUCUGGAAAUUUACGAUCCAAUCGAAAAUUCCCUCGUUCAAUUCCAGCCAAACAAGUUUUUAUCCAGAAUUUCGGUAGCAUUGAAUCUGGAAACUGGACUCGGAGGGUUUGGACUCCACCGCAAAUGCUUGAUCAUCAAUUUAAUUGUUUAUUCUUUUUAAAUUAGCAAUUAGCUUUCUUCGCUAAGCUUUGUCGGUUUUGAUUGUAAAAUUCUCUCAUUUUUCCAUUUAUAAGAGGAUCGAAGCUUCAAAAUUUGUCUUUUUACGAAAGUUAGGCAGAGAACAGUCAAAAUUUGUUCACUUUUAAUGCAAAAAAUAACUGAAAAUUGUAAAUUUAUUUCAAAGAGAAGCAAACGAUCCGAAUUGUCCUAGAAUUCUUUUCAAUUUCUUGGGGGACCCAAAAAUGUGAAGGGAAUGAAAACCCUUCGACUGGAAUGAAAACAAAAAAGGCGAAUUUUUCGUAUCUCAAUGACGGAUGGGGAAAGAAUUGAAGACGAAAAAAUCACAGACCACCCUCUCAGAACAAUAAUUCCUAAAGAGAAAAAAAAAAUUGAUGAAAAAAUAAAAUAUACACAUAUAUUAUUGCUAUCAUUAUACAUGUAUGAAGAAUAAUAGUAGAGCAUCUAUUUACUGUUGAAUAAAAAAAAAAAAAAACAACAAGAACAAGAAAAAAAAUGAAGAUUAAGGAGCGUUGAAGCCAGCACAGUUCCUCACUCGCGCAUUAAGCAACAAAAACGUGCCCUCCAGUCAUUAAUUUAUUUGCGUACCGACGACUGCGAUUUAUCUAUACGAAUUAAGGGGGGUCGUGCUUUUUUAAAAAGUCUAAAAAAUCAUUUGUUGUUUUCGGGAAUGUUUUUCGAUAGACGGAAGUAACUUAACAUAGCGAACUUUUCGGUAUAAUUUCAAGGAUAUUACAAGAGUAUAGAAAUAUUUUUUUCAUGUAAGAAAUAGUAAUUUUUCAUGGUUCAUGCGCCAAGUCUAAUUGUCGAAGUUUCUCAGCUGCUUACAAUGUAAAAACUCGAAAUAAUUGGGAAAUUCUAUAUUUUUAGGAAGUUAAAAAAAAACGCUUGUAAAAACGAAAAAUAUCACUUCAAUGUGCUGUAAAUAUAGAAUGUCACAAUUUUUUCGAGUUUUUAUGGAUUCGUAUGGAAGGUAAAUGGCCAAAAAUGGAAAAAAAAUUGGAAUUUUUGUUACAGACGAUAAUUACGACAAUCAGACUUGGCGCAUAAACCAUGGGCAAAUUAUUAUUUCUUACAUUGAAAAAAUAUUUUUCCACUUUUGGAAUAUCCUUGAAACUGUAAGAAAAAUUCCCGAAAACGAUAGAUUUUUUCACUCUCUGCGGCAGGACCUCCCCUUAAAAGGAAUAUGGAGUUUUUCAAAUGGCCAGAAAGUACCUUUUGAAGAGAGAGGAAAUAAAUUCGUGGGAGCGUGAAAUCGAGCGUACCUUGUUUAAAAAUAUGAUAUAAUAUACACGAAAAUAUUUAUAUAUACAUAAAGUUCAAUUCGUCGGAUGAUAAAGAAAUCCAAAAGUUGCGAAAAACUGGACGAAAAGUUCACAAAUCCCGAUGAAUUCGAAGUAAAAGUCUUCAAAUUUGAAUAACAAUCCCAAAAAUGGGAAAAAUUCGAAUAAAAGUCGAAAAAUUGCAAAAAAUUCGUUUCGAAAACUGACAAAUUGCAAAAAAAUCGAAAAUUGUGAGAAAUUUCAACGUGCGUCCAAAUAUUGCUAAAUAUACGAAUAAAAAGUUCAAAAACUGCGAAUAAUUAGAAUGAAAAGUUCACAAUUACCGAAAAUACGAAUGAAAAAUUCCAAAUAAAUCGAAUAAAAGUCCAACAAUUGUGAGAAGCUUGAAUGUGCGUCCAAAUAUUGCUAAAUAUACAAAUAAAAAGUUCAAAAACUGCGAAUAAUUAGAACGAAGAGUUCAAAAAUUUCGAAACCUUAAAAUUAAAACUUAAAAAACUGUAAAACAUUGAUUUUCGUCAGGUGCUAAAAAAAAAGGAAAUUGUCAUUUCGAAUUUUGCCAAAAAUCCCCCCCCCCCCCCCCCCCCCCCCGGGGGUGUUCCGGUAGCGCGAGCUUUAGAGAAACAUAAAAUACUAAAUAAUAAUAACGUGAUUGAAUUGACGUCCGAUCGACCCCGAUCGAUCAAAUUUAACGAAUAUUUAAGCAAACCAAUGAAAAAUAUGUAUAAAUAUAAAUAUAUUGCGGGAAGAACGAAGGGGAAGGUAAGGUUUUUGUGAUCGCGGUUGUGGAGGCGGGGACCGUUUAAAAAAAAAGAAAAAAGAAAAAAAAACAAGCAAACAAAUUCCUUCAUUUAUCCUAUUUAAGAUUACAAUUAUUCGUACUACUCUCUGUUCCAUUUUUUUUCUCAAUUUCCACGUCCCAGCACUUGACAGUAUCGACGUUUGUUCGAAUGAGCACAAAAAAGGCCUAGUUCGUCUCGAACGAAAAUCCUGAUCGAGAAUAGUGACAGCUCAAGAUUUCGAGCAAAAGUUGAUUUUUUCAUUCUCAUCGAUCGUUCAUCGAGCUUAAAAAUCAUUUUCUUAUCACUGCCCCGAUCAGUACUCGCCACUCAACACCUCCGACUCUUCACGAAAAAAAGAAUAAAAGCGAAGGUAAAAAAAAUGCCAUAAAAGAAGCUGAAUUUUCAUGAAAAUUUAUCAAAUCACCAUUUUCCCACAUUUCUUCUACUCGCCUCGUUUCUUUCGAUCCAUCAAGACCUCAAACUCUACUCAUAUUCGAUUUUAAAAAAACUCAUAAGCAAAGUCACAUUCAUCCGAGAACGAAACCUCUUUCGAGCACUCCACCAACGAGGGGGACCACCGAAGAAAGUAACAAAAGUAUGAUCGAACGACUAAGCUUCGUAUACCCUCCACACCAAUCCACCAUGAAACCAGUUGCCUUCCCCACAUCUUCUUCAGAGAUACAUUAUUUUUCUAACGCAUGCUUCUGACCGCAACACACACACACACACACAUACACACGAUUCUCUGAUCUCUAGAUAAUAAUUAAUGAAUAAUAGAAAAUUAACGAAUAGCCUAAGAUACGAAUAAAUUGUGAUUAACGUGAUUUUUGUCAUUAAUUAUUAUUAGUAUCGUUAUGAAUUUUUUUUCUUAUUAUUAUUCUUAUUAUUAUUGUUGUUGUUAAUUUUAUGUUUGUAAUCGUAUUAUAUUGUUGUUGUUAUAAUAGCGAUGUUGAAAUAUUGAUAUGCAGCAAUGUGUAUUAAUCCUUAAUGAUUGUGAAUUUAUCGAAAAGUCCCAUUUAUAGAUGUGUAAAUCGUUGUUUACAUAUGACAGCGUGGUAGAAAACAAAAAAAAUUCCAUUACCUUCGUUCUGAAAGUACGUUUUCGAAUGCGCAAAUAUAAUAAUUAUUCGAAUAACGUUGUUGAGAAAUAAUGAGAGGGGGAGGAGAGGGAGAAAGAAAAAUGUGAGCUUUCGACGGGCCUAGAGAAAAAUAUUGCACAAUAAAUACUACAGGUACGAAAAAACA